AUGAACAGGAAGAGAGUCCGAAUCAACUACGCACAGUUCGAUGUCUCUGAUGAUGAUGAUGAUGAUGAUGAUGAAGAGGCAGCUCCCGUCGUGGCCAAACCGGCAGCUCGUGCGUUCAAGUUGAGGGGUAAGAAAGGAGGCCUCAAAGACAUGCCUAAUAUGCCCAUCGACAUAGUCUUCGAAAUAUGCAUUCUCCUACAGCCCCAGGAUCUAUUAAACCUAACGAGGACUAGUAAAGACUUCCGCGCCGUGCUGUUGAAGCGUUCUACAGCUUUUAUCUGGAAGACCACCAGGAAGCAGAUUGACGGCCUUCCGGACUGCCCCCCAUUCAUGAGCGAACCGGCGUAUGCCAAUCUUUGUUUUUCGACCCAUUGCCAUAGCUGUCUUAAGAUUGGCGUCUCAGGUAUCUUGUGGGAAUUCGGGGCGCGCUAUUGCAGUAAAUGCAAGAAUGAGUGCACGACCGAUCACCUGCCCGACAGCAUACAUGGGAGGGCAUAUAGAACACUGCUCAAUUAUAUUCCCAGAUAUCGUCGCGCGCCGUUGUUUCAUAGGCCGCAAGUCACCGAAUUGGCCGCUGCUCUCGAAAAUCUGGAAGAGGAUAGCGCUCAAGAGAAGACAUUCCUCUCGAAUCAGAGCGCCCGUGUUAAGGAGAUCCAAGAUCAUGCUUCGUUGUGCAACAAAUAUACCGAGGAGCAAGCGAAAUCUCGGGCAGAAGUGCGGGACGAUGUUCGAACAACCCGCCUCAAAGCUAUCAUCGCCAAACUCCGAGAGCUUGGGUACGGAGAAGAUCUGGAGGCAAUCAGGGGAAUCAGCUAUCGUCCACUGACUGAGAACUCGCAUGUCCGUGUACCCGCCAAACUCACGGAGAGAGCAUGGCAGAUCAUGAAGGGUGAUGUAAUUGCCAUCAUGGACACAGUCAAGAACGAACGGCUCCGUCAGCAGCGCAGGAAGUCCACGCGUCUCCGGCUCGAAUGCAUUCAGAAGAUGGCCAAUAAACAUACGAUGACUUUCCCCAGGUCCGCGAAGUCUCAGUGUGUCCCUCGUUUCGUGGACUUUGCGAACAUGCCCGAGUUUCAAGAAAUUGUGAAAGCUCCGGGUGAAGACAAGAUUGCAUUGAACAAGUUCCAGGCACUCGAGCCGGAGAUGUCUACGAUCAUCAGACGCUGGCAGGACGAGGCGAAGGCGAAAUUGUUGGACCUGAUGAAAGAAGACCUCAAAGCUGAGGACGUCCCCGAGGACGUGGACCCGCUCCUGUUGGCAAUCGUUCUCUUCAAAUGCAGUGGAUGCAACAAUGUCUUGGAAUACCCAACGGUUGUCGGGCAUGACUGUCUGCAUCACUGCCCCUCCUACUACGCGCAGGCCGCAAAUGAAUAUGACCGAGCGGUACAAGAAGUUGUGCGCUCUGAACGCUGGGAUCUGAGGAAACUCUCCUGCGGCGCAUUGCCCAAGAGAGUGCGAUUGCUUGUGGAAGCGUGCGGCAAGGAUCCCCUGCGGACGACGAAGCAAGACAUGGACGGCCUAGACGAGAGGUUCUGGUGCGAGGCCUUCAGCAGAGACGGGACUCGGCAUAUCAUGAGCUGGCGUACAGCGGUUAGUUGGGUCCCAGAGAUCACGAAGGCUGACACAGAGGAAAUCUGGCAAGUUGCUGGCCCCGCUGAGAGGGAUAAGGUAGACGAACUGGAAUUCAACCGCCGGCAUGCAGUGCUCGACAAGUAUCACGAGCGUAGCCAUUGGAGCUGUUGUUUGUGCGCAGGCUACAACGCGUCCAAGCGCAAUAUUACAGACAUCAAAGCCCAUUUGCUGAAAGAACAUUCCAUUGCGGAUCCCAAUAUCGCGCACGGGGAUCUAUAUAUCGAUGCAAGUAGUGAGGCACGCUCGCCCGUCCCGGAGUCCGUCUGCUUGUUGUCAUGCACCCUAGCACUCGAGACUCUGACGCGACAGGAGAAACAAUUGCUGGAGUUGGGUCGAGCGGCGUACUGCAAGUUCAACGUUCAGACUAUUGAACACCACUCGAAUUAG
Molecule: messenger RNA, 2019 nt
Organism: Sparassis crispa
Lineage: Eukaryota; Fungi; Basidiomycota; Agaricomycetes; Polyporales; Sparassidaceae
Exons: 10
Coding region: 1-2019 (672 amino acids)
Molecular function (GO): protein binding
Source: RefSeq, a predicted model, not a curated record